UGGUAAAUGUGUAAACAUGCCCCAAAUUGCCGGUUAUGGCAGAGUUCUACUCAUUUUACUCCUGUAUUCUGUGCUCGUUGAUCAUCGGGUUGAUUCAAAUUCAGGUAUUCUAUCUGGCACUUUGACCACAUUUGAGGAAGCCAGCUGUGAUGGUGAGCCCAUGACAAUGUCUUGCCCACCAGGAAUGCUUGUCAGUAUCCAGUUUGCCCAAUAUGGCCGCCAGGUGCCGAGCUCCAAAAUGUGUCCACGGGAAGAACAGUCAGAUGAUCCAAACUCGGGGAAGUCUUGGAUAAGCAAUAUGUUGCCAGAGGACACAAAUUGCUUAGCAACUACUUCAUUAAAGGUAAUCCUGGAAGCAUGUCAAGACCGACAGCACUGCCACCUGGUGGCCAGUUCCAAGACCUUCCAACAGGACCCAUGUCCCGGCACACGGAAAUACCUCGAGGUCGCAUACAAGUGUCGACCAAAUGAGUUUUUCAGUGAGACCGUUUGCGAGGGUGACCAGCUGGAAUUGCGAUGUAGCCAGUCUACACGUAUUGCCAUAUCCACAGGAAUCUUCGGAAGGGCAAAUGUUGGCGACCUGAAAUGCCCUGAACUUCUUAGAAAUACCUCAGCAACAAAAACAACAUGCCGGUCCAAGACAGCAGUUGACGAGCUGGUUCGGCUCUGUCAUGGAAAGAAACGGUGCAUGCUGCACGCGGAGGAGUAUGUGUUUGGUAACCCAUGCCCCACAGGCGUCAACAAAUACCUCAACGUAGUCUACACAUGUGUUCCAAAACAGGUGCUAAAACGUCACAGUAUUCACACAAAACGAAAGAAGCAGAAAGGCGAGGGUAGUGAAGUGGAGACUAACGACAACAGCCCCUCCCUCAUCCACCUCUCCACCACCCACAACAAAGUACCUUCGCACACAACCAUGAUACAGACAGAUAUUUUUCCGGCAGACGCAGCCCCUAAUGACAGCUAUGGAUUCCCACAGGGACCUGGAAAUCCUGUUUUAGGGGAGAGCAAGGAAACACAGGGGACAAAAACUGGGCCUAAAUAUGAUAUUAGUUCCAAAGACAAUAAACUGGAGCCUGGUAAGACGACACCUUGUACCAACACAAGUUCCUCCAGAGAGCCGCAGGGUCCUUCAGCAACCAGACUCCUCACAGACUGGUUAAACGCUUUCAAUUUUAUCAUUGAAAACAAAGAAAAAGCUGUGCUAUAUUUAGUGCUAGGUGUUACCUUUGGAGUAAUCUCAUUGCUAUUUCUUGUGAUAAUACGACUUGCAAUAAUAAACAAGCGCAAAUCGCGAGCGAAACUUGACGUUUCGGAGCCGGCGCACGAAAACCAUGCGGCGCCAUCCAAUCAUAUUGAGGCUCCAACAUUAGAGCGAACAGAGUCUGUUGAUCGAAUUGAGGUCGUUCGAUUUAAUCCAAUGAGAAGUCGUGAUUUUGCUACAUGUACGUUACGCAGUGAUAUAGGAGAUAGGAGUUUGACUAACUACUACGGGUGAGUUAAUACGUGGAAGGACUGAAUCUGUUUGAAAAAUGUGUAUGUAUUAUUAACAACGUCAAGAAAGAGUUUCUUCUGGUAGGCUCAAGUUAAAUGGAAGCCUAGACAACGGGUUAAGAGGUCAGGCCUUGUGAAGAGCUGAGUUUAGAGAAAUCAAAGAGAAUGAAAAAUUAUGUUGAAACUUGAAAAGGAUGGUUCGUUUUGCUUAGCAAGGGAGGUAAUUCUGUGCUGUGCUAUGAGACAAACCUGUUGCAAGUUGUUUCCCUUGCAAGCACUGUGCAACACAACUGAGAAAAUGGCUUCACAACUUUUUAAGUACAGUUGUUGAUAUCCUUGAAUGAUUUUACAUAUGCUUUGAUCUGUAAUGAUGUUCACUUUUUCCUAACAAGUAUUGUUUUACUUUAUUUUUUCUAUGCUUAUAUUUUUACCAAAUAUUACUCAAUUUUCAUAGCAGUAAUGCCAUACAUGUUUGAUGUUUAUUCAAAUUUUUGAGAAAACAAUGCAGCAUUAUGAAAAUGUAAUAACAUAACUUAACGGUAAAGUAAAAAAAAGUGUCUACUUAUUGACAAUUUUAAAUUAACAUUAUCCCGAAAGUGUACCGGGAUAGUUGAAAAUGAAUUAAACCUGUUUUAACCAGUCCUCAAAAUGUCUUGCCAGUUAUAAACAGGGGAACUUUUAUGUAAAUAAAUGAGUGAGUGUUCUUGUUUAAAACAGUUAUCAGUAAUGGCAAGGUAAAAAUGAAUUAUGGUAAAUGAUAGAUACUGUGAUAAUGUUUGGCAAUAUGCUUAUGAUAGAAAAGGAAGCCUUUUUAAAUUAAAAAAUCUGUAUAUAAUUAAGUGCUUCUAUUGGAUAUACUUUUAAUCUUAUUUUAUCAUUAUUUUAACAAGAUUUCAUGUUAUGGUUUCUUCUAUUGUUAUUGAAAUUGUUAAAUUCGUUUAAUAUGAAUAUGUUAAAUUUUUGCUUGAUCUAGAAAGCAACAUUUAGUCUGGCCUUAAUGAAAUAAAAUGCCUUUACUUGUUUGAAAUACAGGUACAUACAAUGUGGACAUAUAUUGAGAUUUUUGUCCCCUACUGGUGAAACUGGAGGGGACUUAUGGUUUGCGCUCUGUCCGUCAGUCUGUCAGUCUGUCUUUCUGUCCGUCACACUUUUCUGGAUCCUGCGAUAACUUUAAAAGUUUAUAUUUUUUCAUGAAAAUUAAAACAUGGAUAGAUGGCAAUAUGGAGAUUA
Dreissena polymorpha is the source of this 2724-nucleotide messenger RNA. Its product is annotated as protein eva-1-like. Lineage: Eukaryota; Metazoa; Mollusca; Bivalvia; Myida; Dreissenidae. The coding region runs from base 17 to 1498 and encodes 493 amino acids. The record is from RefSeq and is a predicted model, not a curated record. Gene Ontology annotation, molecular function: carbohydrate binding. The transcript has 9 exons.